Messenger RNA from Petromyzon marinus (sea lamprey), 2231 nucleotides. RefSeq lists its product as uncharacterized. The record is from RefSeq and is a predicted model, not a curated record. NCBI's taxonomy places the organism in Eukaryota, Metazoa, Chordata, Hyperoartia, Petromyzontiformes, Petromyzontidae. Gene Ontology annotation, cellular component: membrane.
AAACAGUGAGUACAGAGUGCAUACACCGGAAUUUCCAGAUGCCACAAGCAGGUGCUGGACUUUGUAUUCGUGACGUUGGUCGAUGCUGCAAAGGGGUCUGUCUCCUUCCCACGUCACGAAACAUUAUAAGCCAUCGUUAAAGACUCGAAGCUGUGGUACCCAGAAAGGAGGAAAAAGAGACGGGGAGAGAGAGAGAGAAGGAGCGACACACGCGUGGUCUAUUGACUCAUUGUGCCCCUACCGACAAGAGAGCCAGAAUGAGGACUCAAGGACUGAAAUAAAAAAACGGUUGAAAUCGUGAAUUCUUGAAAGGAAAUUGGCAUGUCACCCUGGAGCAAGCUCAUCGCGCUGCUGAUAGCACUCCUUGUAAGAUAUGCCCACGCUGAAGGAGAAAUCGCCGUCCACACAGACACGGAGGUUGCCAUCAAGGAGGGCAGCGACGCUCUCCUCUCGUGCACCUACGAAUGCACGCCCCACGGGGACAACCACACGGUGGUGCAGUGGUGGAAAGUUAAAGAGGAUAAAGAUGAACAGAUUUUCAUCAGAAACGGCAAGGAGGUGAACAACCACCCCCGAGUCCAAUGGACGGGCAACCCGGCCGCGUGCAACGCUUCCAUUGUGAUGCGUAAGGUGCUGUUGGAAGACUCGGCUCAGUAUCGCUGCGAGAUCUUCCGCAUCCCCUCCUACAACGAGGGGCGCAGCGUGGUGAAGCUGCACACGUUACCCUCCACAGAACUCAUCAUCUACGCACCAACUGAAGAGACCACCAUUGUUGGAAACGAUGUUCUUCUGAAGUGCACCUACUUCUGCAAAGGCCCCAGGGACAAGUUCACGCUGGUGCAGUGGUGGAGAAUUAGAGACGGCAGGGACGAGAAGAUCUUCAUAAAAAACGGCGAAGAUCACGUCGUCCACUCGCGGUUUGCGUGGCGUGGGAACGAGACAUCGUGCGACGCGUCCAUUGCCAUCACAAACGCGAGCCUCAGUGACGUGGCCCAUUACCGCUGCGAGGUCACUUACAUCCCGUCGUACAAACAAGGCAGGAAGGUGAUGCGUCUCAACGUGCAGGCGCCACCAGAUACACCAAUUCAAACAACGCCCAGAAUAAAUCCAGAAAUCAACAACUCGAUUCAAGAUAUAAAUACACGGAUCACAGUUAUUGUCGUUAUAGUAGUAUUUCUUUUUCUCGUCGCCUGCAUUUUCAUGUGCUUACGAUGUCAGAAACAUUUUUCACGAUGCCGACAACGAACGGAACAAAGCCACAACACAGGUGCUCCAGGAAAUGGAGGACGUAAUGAGGAGGAACCGGAGGUGAUUCCGUUGCAGAGAAAUCCCUAGUCUGCAGAUGCUGCGUCUUAACGUGUCGAGCUCAUGAGCGCCAACACCUAGAAAGAAGAGGCGACAUCCUGGCAGGUGGGGGGUUACCAACCCGACCUGACCAGCAGGGUGAAUUAUGAUUAAAAUAGGACUGCAAGAAGCCUCUGCAGCAGUGGGAAAUCCCGAGCAUGUUUUACCAUAAUUUCUCACCUCCAGCCAGCGUUUCCCACUGCAGAGGCGUCUUGCAGUGCUACUUUCACAAUGUUUCCUCACGGUGAAAUGUGGUAAAGGUUUGUUGAAUAAAUCUAUAUCUCAGGGGCCAUUAGAUAAUAUUCCUUAGUGAUAUGAUGCCACUAAUUUCCAAGAGGUUUGCCCAAAGAAAAUUUAGUUGCGUCAGAAAUUAACGCUAAGAAUAUACAUUGCAAUACAGUAAAAAUGUAUUAUUGAUAUUAAUUCGUCAUCUUCAUCAUCAGCCGUGAUCUGUCUAUGACUGAAUGAAGGUUCUACCCCUAAGCCAUCAGUCACCAUCUCUCAGGGUCUGCCAGAUGCAACAAUCCAUCCUGGAGUUGCACACCAGCUGCUUUCAUUGCUCAUUGUGCUUCGUCUGCCACUCUGGCAUUAUUCGUCAUCAUAUGAAUGUAUGUUGACUUUCUUUUGCACAGUACCUAGCCACCCGUGCUAAUCGGAGGUGCGGGUCAAGGAAAACAAACAAAAUACAAAAAGUAAAUGUAAAGACAUGAGUUUUCAAUCUAGAUGAUGUAAAAAUGUGUAGCUCCAAUGGCUUUAUGAUAUCGGAGGGAUGAGCGUUCCAGUUGACUGCAGAAGCGCAUCUGAAAGCGCAUGAUGCAGUAACCGUAACCCCCCCCUCCCCCCACUUUGCGCAAGAGCACAAAAGCGUGGUCACCACAUCUACGCCU